CAACUCAAAACCUAUAAUUAAUUAUAAGUUCGCCAUGGAAGAAGAAAAGAUGAUCCAGUCCGCCGGCGCCGGAGAAGGAAGGAAGAUAGUGGUGGCGGUGGACGAGAGUGAAGAAAGCAUGCAAGCUCUUUCAUGGUGCUUCACAAAUCUCGUCUCUGAAAACAGUACAAACACACCCACAACUGUUUAUCUCCUUUAUGUUAAACCCCCUGUUCCUCUCUAUUCCUCCAUUGAUGCCGCCGGGUAUUUAUUCUCUGGAGAUAUAGUGGGGAAGAUGGAAAAUUACAGCAAAGAAUUGGCUCAUUCUGUUAUGAACAGAGCAGAGUCUGUCUAUGGAAACUUCAACAUCGCUGCAGCCAAUAAUAUAAAAUUGGAGAAGAAGGUUGGAAUGGGUGAUGCGAAGGAGAUGAUAUGUUUUGCUGUUGAGAAAUUGGAAGCGGAUGUGUUGGUGAUGGGAAGCCAUGAUUAUGGAUUCUUCAAAAGGGCUUUGCUUGGAAGUGUUAGUGAUUAUUGUGCUAAACAUGUUAAGUGUCCUGUCGUCGUUGUCAAGCGUCCAAACCAUUAACUUUCUGUUGUAAUAAAAUAGCUUCAAUAUAUAUUAAUGAUUCCAAUUGGGUCU
Impatiens glandulifera is the source of this 619-nucleotide messenger RNA. RefSeq names its product universal stress protein PHOS32-like. Lineage: Eukaryota; Viridiplantae; Streptophyta; Magnoliopsida; Ericales; Balsaminaceae. The transcript is spliced from 3 exons. The coding region runs from base 35 to 565 and encodes 176 amino acids. The record is from RefSeq and is a predicted model, not a curated record.